This is a messenger RNA of Pygocentrus nattereri (red-bellied piranha), 2172 nucleotides long. RefSeq names its product protein FAM111A-like. The record is from RefSeq and is a predicted model, not a curated record. NCBI's taxonomy places the organism in Eukaryota, Metazoa, Chordata, Actinopteri, Characiformes, Serrasalmidae.
UCUUUCUUGUUUUACAGUAACAAUGAAUGCUGGCACACAGAGUAUUGAGAUGUCUGAAGAAACUGAGGUCCUGCCCACAGAAACUGAGCAGAACUAUGAACCCAGCGUGAUCAACCAAGUCAUCCAUUUUCGGGUCAAUAAAGAAAAGUAUGCUGUUUCCUGUAAGCCAUCCAUGACUGUACUAGAGGCACUGAAGAGAAGCAAAAGAUUCAGAGGGAUCCAACUAAAGAACCACGGCAAAGAAAUCAUUAUCCAGAGAGAGAAGUUUCCAGAAGCUGUUGUGAACCUUGGCUUUCCCUGCAGCCUUGUUGAAGAACAGGAGACGCUAGAUGUCAGCUUCAUCAAAGCAGAAGCUCCCUCACCAGCUGGUGAAACAGCACUGAACCCCCCACAUACCCUAAGAGCUGAAGAUCUGGUCACCUUCAACAUAAGAAGCAAAGGUGGCAAAAAUAUCAGGCAAAUUAUGAAAAAUCAAGAGCUGAAGCUUGAGUUUGAUUUUGUGUGUGUUCAUGCAAGGAGAGGAGAGAACCUGAGAAAAGCUUUGAAGAGGGACGGGAGGUUCACGGAUGUCAUUUUUAGUAAGAAGUGCGCUGUUAUUGAAUUAGAAUCUGAGGUGAUCACUGAAAUGUCAAACGAGUAUCAUCUAGAUGGGAAGAAUUUACAGGUAAUUCGCUUUGAGGAUUCUGCUCAGUUGGUUAGCUCUAAAGCAGCAGGAAGCAGGAAGGUGUGGAGGACCAUGAGUGAUGUUUCUGAUAUAACACCGUCUGGUUCACAAACUGAAAACCCUAGAAAGCUUGUGCGCACUAAACCAAGAGAACUGGCUAAAACUUCCCUGAAAUCCGUGGAUGUGACGGCUGUUCUCCAAGCCUGUAAAAGGAUCCCAAACUCUGAAGAGCUGUUUAAGACUCUUUCUACACAGUGUAGGUUUUUGUUGAAUAAGAUGAAAAAGGAGAGCAGCCUUAAGUCCUACAGGGAUCUCUUCAGAGUGGAGUAUGACAAAGGUACCCAGAGUUUCUCUACAGUAAGGAACGGAAAGAGACUGAUGCAGCUGUCAGAUUCUGUUUGCAAGAUAAGCAUUGAUGGGAAACCAACCGGAACUGGGUUUCUGCUCUUUGAGAAGUUCAUCCUCACCUGUGCACACGUGAUUGACUGUGAACCACAGAAGCUAAAAGAACCGGUUACUGCAGAAUUUGACUAUGAAGAUGAUAAGACAAAGCAAGUCUUUCAGGUGAAGGAAGAUAUUGUAUGUCUCUCCUAUGAAGUGGAAGGUGAGGGACCAUUUCUUGAUUUUGCAUUAUUUGAAUUGGGGGAACUCAUUCCAGAAGCAGGGGGAUCAAUAAAGUCUGCUCAGACAGCUGAAUCAACACCCCCUGCUCUGCUAAAGGCUUCCACCAGCUCUGCCAAGACAAAGGUUACCAAGAGCAUUUGCAUCAUUGGGCACCCAUAUUGUUGUAGUAAGAAAUAUGAUAUCUGUUCUGUGAUUAGGGAUGAUAAAUGGAAGAGGACUACAAACAACCGCCUUUCUCACAUAACAGACAAGGUUCUGCACAUUAUAUCAGAGAUGUCAUUAGAAGAUGAUUGGAACUACAACUCCUCCCAGAUUACCUACAACACUUGUUUUUUUGGUGGUUCAUCUGGCUCUCCUGUCUUUAACAAGAAGUGUGAGCUGAUUGGUAUUCAUACUGGUGGCUAUGCAUAUGAGGACAACAAAAAUAAAUUCAGAAGCUUGAUGGAAUAUGGCUUUCCCAUUGGGCCAGUCCUGAAGCGCAUCAUGAUACAGUUGAGGGAGACAAGAAGUGAUGUUGUGACCGUCUUUGAAUCUCUGGUCCUUCAACAGGACAAUGUAGACUCUCCUACUGACACAGAUUUCCAUACCACCCCACUUUACCCAAUGAUCAAAUCAGCCCAAGACAAAAGAGACAACAUCAAUGACAAAACACCAAAACUGAAUUUGUCUUAAGGAAACAAAGAAAAAACAGCAAGAAAGCAGGUGCAGUAUGAAGGGUAAAACCAGAUGCUCUUACAAAGCAUCUGUCUGCACCACUGUGACGCAGUGAUGACUGACAUUCUACAUUACACUCACCGGCCACUUUAUUAGGUACACUAUAGAUCGCUUGUUAACACAAAUAGCUACUCAGCCAAUCACACGGCUGCAGCUCACUGCAUUUAGGC